This is a messenger RNA of Erinaceus europaeus (western European hedgehog), 3325 nucleotides long. RefSeq names its product membrane magnesium transporter 1 (gene MMGT1). The transcript is spliced from 4 exons. NCBI's taxonomy places the organism in Eukaryota, Metazoa, Chordata, Mammalia, Eulipotyphla, Erinaceidae. The record is from RefSeq and is a predicted model, not a curated record. Bases 210 to 605 code for a protein of 131 amino acids. Gene Ontology annotation, cellular component: Golgi apparatus; early endosome; EMC complex.
GCGGACCUUGUUCCGUGUCGCUUUCCCCUUCUUCCCGGCAUUCCCUUUUCCGCUUUCUCAAGCCGCUUCAGUAGUUCCGUAUUAGACACGCUUCGCGCCCAGGAGUUCUGUGACGUCAUCUCUCUGCGCUGUGCGGACACCGGGCGGUGAGGCAAGGAAAGGUUCCACUGCCCUUCGCCGCUUUUGUUGGGCUGCUGCUCCUCCAGGUCAUGGCGCCAUCACUGUGGAAGGGGCUGGUGGGAAUCGGCCUCUUUGCCCUAGCCCAUGCGGCCUUUUCCGCGGCGCAGCAUCGUUCUUAUAUGCGAUUAACAGAGAAGGAAGACGAAUCACUGCCAAUAGAUAUAGUUCUUCAGACACUUCUGGCUUUUGCAGUUACCUGUUAUGGUAUAGUUCACAUUGCAGGAGAAUUUAAAGACAUGGAUGCCACUUCAGAACUGAAAAAUAAGACAUUUGACACAUUAAGGAAUCACCCAUCAUUUUAUGUAUUUAAUCAUCGUGGUCGAGUACUGUUCCGGCCUUCAGAAACAGCAAAUUCUUCAAAUCAAGAUGCUUUGUCCUCUAAUACAUCAUUGAAGUUACGGAAACUUGAAACACUGCGUCGUUAAUAUUUUUACAAAUUAUAAUAAUAGGACAGGACACAGAGCUGGAAUAUUGGAGUUUGGGGUAUAAAACACUCCCCCAUCAGUAUUUAUAAUGAAAUGUCAGGCCUAAUUUUAAGAAGUCGUGGCCCCUUGUUUGUACACUGUUAAUCAAAUUGUUGACACAAUGUUAAGUUAUCUAUGAAACGAGUCUGAUCUUUCCUAGAGGGAACUCUUUUUAUUGAAAACAACUUCACAUCUUUUGUAAAAGUCACUGUUUUGAACACAUUUCUUUGGAAAAUGACGAUGGUGUUUAGUGGUUAUUUAUUUUCUUAGGUUUCUUUUGCACUUCAGUUUUUAGGAUCCUUUUGGAAAGAGUAUGACUACUGCAUUUUGCAGCGAGAGUGACAAUGGAAUGGUCUACAGUUCUUAACAAGUGCAUGUCUCUAAAAAGACCAAAAUGGUGACAUAGCAGUUUUUGUUACGCCCCCUAAAAGGUGACUCUGCGUCAGCAGAUUCUUGCCAGCUUUUAAUUUAUUCAUGACUUCUCACCCCACCCAGCUCCCAUAUCCCUUCUAACAUCAGCUGUCUUGUUUCAUCACUUCUCUGGGGUUCUGUGUGCAGUGAACAAUUUUCUGUGUCAGAGAGUCUUUGUCAUAACAAAUAUAUUUAACAAACUCAACUUGCUAGAGAGCAACUUGUGUUCUUCUCUUCAGUUAUCUAUAGAAUUUCUCCUUAACUGGCCCUAAAGUGUAGUUGAAGAUAGACCAAAAAAGACCAUCAAAACCGAUUACUUGUCAUUAGCCAGGUUAACUUAUUUAAAGUCUGUUUGUUGUAUACUAAACUAGUGAAUCAGUUAAAAUGAAGGACACUUCAUUAAAGGUAGACUUUAUAGAAAUCGGGCUAAGUGUGUUCUAAAUACCUGGAACUACUCUUUAGAACAUAGAGGUCAUUUAAAAAAUGGCGACUUGUCAUUUCUAGUUCAUAGCAGGCUCAGACUUUUCCAUCUUGUAUGUUGCUGAUGGUGAGGACGAAGAUACAGAGUAGAGAUAUUUUAGCAAGAGGAAUUUUAAAUUUUGGGAAAUUUGGUUAGCUCUCUGAUAUGCAGGAAACUUAACUUUGUAGAGAACACUCAUUUGUUGAAUUGUGUAGGUAUGAAAACAUUGUUUUUGUUGAACUCUCUAGGUGCAAAGGGAAUAACUGUUUGCAGAUAUGAAAAGGAAAUGUACUUAGGACCAGAGUCAUAAGAUGCCCUAUGCUUGUUGGCAUUUUCUACAUUAGACAUGAGCCUCCAUUCUUCUGUUUUGCCUGUUAAUACACAGCCCCAAAGCACGAAGCUAUUUUGUCAUUAGACUUUUAUUGUUUAUUUAUCAACCUAGUUUAUGGAACACUGACUCAGCUCUCUAAGGAGAACAAAGUCAGAAUCCUGACAAUGACCUAAAAUAAUUAUAAUUGAGUUAAAAAUGUGAUGAUAAUUACAUAAAAAUAGUACGUAAGAACAAGUUCCCUACAUCAGGUUUUUCCACUGUUUCUCUUCAAUGUGACUUGAUUUGUUCUCUUUUGAGAACUCUCUUACUUUCACAAUAUGUUUUGGUAAUGACUUUAUUGAGAUACACAAUGCAGUUUACCCAUUUAAAGGGUACAACCCUGUGGCUUGGUACUAUAUUCACCUAAAGCAUGACCACCGUCAGUUUUCAGAUGUUUCCAGCAACCCCCAAAGAAAUUCUUUAUCCUUUAGUGGUCACUACUUGUUUUCUUUUAAUGUUUCCCAGCACUGGAUGACUACUAAUGUACUUUCUAUUUCUAUAAAUUUACCUAUUGGCAGUCACUUCAUGUAAGUGAAUUCACACACUAUCUGGUCUGUUAAGACUGGUGUCUCAAAUAAGGUUUUGUUCAGUGAGGAAUAAGAACUUCUCUUCUCGAGAACUGUGAUAGCUAAGGUCAGAAGAUAGAAUGAGGGAUUGAUUGUCCGACACCUAGCCGAUUUCUUAAAUGUUGAAUACAUUUUCUCCGUAACCAGGCAAUCAUGGUGUAAUACUAUUUGUAAUAUUUUGGUUGCUCUCUAGGAUGGAAAUUGAAAUCUUUACUUGCCAUUCAGGAAAAUCCUGCUAGAAGUGAUGCCGAAUACUUUGGCAGAUAAUGGAAACUGCAUUUUCCUGGCAUAUGUAACUUUACUAGCUGUUUAUAUACCUCAAGCCAGGUGAGCGCCCCAAGUUCCUUUUUUUAAAUUUUCUCCAGUGCGUUUCUGCUGUGUUUUUCAAAUAUUAGUGGCCAUUCGGGUAUAUCAUAACAAGGAAUUAAGGACAGAAUUUUAUUUAUAAUAAUACGAGACUACGGUCGGUCAUGUGAUGUGAGCUAGUUAAGCCUACCGUUGACUAUGGUUUCAGUGACUUUCACAAGUGUGUGCAAUUUGAAGGUGCUCUAGAUUAUAGGAAGAUUCUUAAUAACCAGGGAGCCAGCCAGAUAUUAUGGGCUAAUAGCCCAGUUGUAGGAAACACUGGUUGGCAAAUUGGAGACUAUUCUGCAAUUCCCUCAAUGGUUGUUUUCUAUGCAUUGUGGCUUGUUUCUGAGUGACAUGACAGCAACUUCCUGGUUGUAUGUGGCCUGUUUUCAUGAUGUAUUGAGUUGUGUUGUUUGUUGUGAGCAUUGAUGCCUGUAACACCAAGCUAAACACGUUCUUUUGGAUAUGUUUCCUCUCUUUAAAUGACCAUGCCCUGUCCAAUAAAUGAAUGAUUGUCUCACCCUGA